AUGAGAAAAUGCGGAAUUAAUAAUUUAUUACAAGGCCUAGCUGUUAGUGAUAUUAUUGCUCCAACCAUCGCUACAAUACCAUUAAUCAUUUACUAUUAUGCUAGUAACAAAGUAACAAAUGAACAUGUCAUUGCAUUCGUUAUGCCACUGGCUACUGCAGCCACUUUUGCGAGUAAUUGGAUCGUUGUAACAAUAACAGCAUUUCGUUUACUUAUCGUUGUCAAACCCUUAUAUUCACAGGUCUACUGUUCAAGUAGAAAUGAAAAAAAAGCUCUCAUUAUCAUAUUUAUUUCAAGUUUAUUAUCCAUUACACCUUAUUAUUUCCAUUGGUAUUUUAUGUUUAGUUCUCAUAUUCAAAAUAUAAUUAAACUAAUGUCAGCUGUUUUAUCUUUGCUCGGUCCAUGGGUAGUAUGUGUCAUUUUAUGGUUGAUAUUACUUCGUGUAGUUGGUCAAGAAAUUGGUGAAAAAAAUGCAUUAACGUUAACACUACAUUCUGAAGUAAUUGCUCAACGUAUUCGAUCAAAAUCAAAAAUAACAAAAAUGGUAUUAAUCAUUUGUUUUUGUAAUAUUGUUUGUCAAUUACCUGUUCUCAUACGAACACUACUCGAUCUACUUGACACAGGUUCAUGUGGUCGUACAAAAACACUCUUUUUCGUCUAUUUGUUAUUUACAUCAAAUUUAUUAUUGAUGAUUAAUCAUAGCAUUAACUUUUUUAUUUAUUCAGUAACAAAUGCCAGAUUUCGUUAUGCAAUUAAAAUCAUGUGUCGACGUUGUUUCUGGUUACAAAAAACACGUCAUCAACGACAAUGGAUGAAUAUUGACAAUAACACCCUUAAAACGGCAAAAAAAUCUCUUCGACGAACACAUUCAGUAUCAACAUUAUCGCUUAGAAGUAAAGAAAGUGUAAAAUUUUCGGCUAUAUUAAAAACUCGUUGA
Messenger RNA from Didymodactylos carnosus, 936 nucleotides. The record is from the annotation of a GenBank genome assembly. NCBI's taxonomy places the organism in Eukaryota, Metazoa, Rotifera, Eurotatoria, Philodinida, Philodinidae.